Molecule: messenger RNA, 1356 nt
Organism: Chrysochloris asiatica (Cape golden mole)
Lineage: Eukaryota; Metazoa; Chordata; Mammalia; Afrosoricida; Chrysochloridae
Gene: VAT1
Product: vesicle amine transport 1
Exons: 6
Coding region: 1-1206 (401 amino acids)
Molecular function (GO): zinc ion binding; oxidoreductase activity
Source: RefSeq, a predicted model, not a curated record
AUGUCCGCCGAGAACGAGGCUUCGGAGGCAGCUACCAUGGUGGUAGCUGCCGAGGCAGUGGCUGGGGAAGACACCUCUUCCCAGCCCCCAAAAGCCGAUGCAACGGGAGAUCCUCAGCCGCCGGCGGCCCCGGAGAAGGCUGCUACCGCCGCCUCGCAGCCGCCCCUGCGCUACCUGGUGCUCACCGGGUUCGGCGGCUACGACAAGGUGAAGCUGCAGAGCCGACCGGCCGCGCCCCCGGCCCCGGGCCCCGGCCAGCUGACACUCCGCGUCCGGGCCUGCGGGCUCAACUUCGCUGAUAUCAUGGCCCGGCAGGGACUGUACGAUCGGCUGCCGCCGCUGCCCGUCAUCCCGGGCAUGGAGGGCGCGGGCGUCGUGACCGCCGUGGGUGAGGGAGUUAGCGACCGCAAGGAAGGGGAUCGGGUGAUGGUGUUGGUCCGGUCAGGGAUGUGGCAGGAGGAGGUGACUGUACCCUCAGCCCAGACCUUCCUGAUGCCGGAGACCAUGACCUUUGAGGAAGCUGCUGCCUUGCUGGUCAAUUACAUCACAGCCUACAUGGUUCUCUUUGACUUUGGCAACCUGAGGCCUGGACACAGUGUUUUGGUACACAUGGCUGCAGGGGGUGUGGGUAUAGCAGCCCUGCAGCUGUGCCGUACAGUGGAGAAUGUGACGGUGUUUGGAACAGCCUCAGCCAGCAAGCAUGAGGUGCUGAAGGAGAAUGGGGUCACAUACCCCAUCGAUUACCACACAAGUGACUAUGUGGAUGAGAUCAAGAAGGUCUCUCCUAAAGGAGUGGACAUCAUCAUGGACCCUCUAGGUGGGUCAGACACCGCCAAGGCCUACAAUCUUCUCAAACCCAUGGGCAAAGUCAUCACCUAUGGAAUGGCCAGCAUGCUGACAGGCCCCAAGAGGAACCUGGUGGCCUUGGCCCGCACUUGGUGGAAUCAGUUCAGUGUAACGGCGCUGCAGCUGCUGCAAGCCAACCGGGCUGUGUGUGGCUACCACCUGGGCUACCUGUUGGGUGAGGUGGAGCUGGUCAAUAGUGUGGUGACCCGUCUGCUGGCUCUGUACAACCAGGGCCGCAUCAAGCCCCACAUCGACUCAGUCUGGCCCUUUGAGAAGGUGACUGAUGCCAUGAAGCAGAUGCAGGAGAAGAGGAAUGUGGGCAAGGUCCUUCUGGUGCCUGGGCCAGAGAAGGAGAACUAGGGCGAGGGUCUGAGGGACCCUUGGGACCCUGGAAGGGGAAAGUUGGGAAGCCACAUUCUGUUGACCAUCAUUCUCUCCAUUCAUCCUCUGUCCUAGUGCUCUGCCCCCCACCCCCACCCCAAGGUCUUUAUGGUGGUGACCUCUUCCCUG